Xenopus laevis (African clawed frog) is the source of this 5226-nucleotide messenger RNA. It is a transcript of the gene emilin1.S, whose product is annotated as elastin microfibril interfacer 1 S homeolog. The record is from RefSeq and is a predicted model, not a curated record. Lineage: Eukaryota; Metazoa; Chordata; Amphibia; Anura; Pipidae. The transcript is spliced from 8 exons. Gene Ontology annotation, molecular function: extracellular matrix constituent conferring elasticity. Gene Ontology annotation, biological process: signal transduction. Gene Ontology annotation, cellular component: extracellular region. The coding region runs from base 1150 to 4419 and encodes 1089 amino acids.
GUCAGUCUCUUGCUACAGGGGAUUCUCAUUACUGUCUCUUUGGUGUGCUGGAGAGAGGUUGGGGUGGGUUCCAGCUGGAGGUCACUCUGUGGAGGGGGGUGACAUCAGUUAGAGAGAGAGGCACAGGGGGAGAGUUGUAGGGUACAGACACCCCACCGACAAAACUUCCCUUCAAACAUAUUCUGGGACUGCAGAGCCGAGGGAGAACUGCAGCUGGAUCAGCACGGAUCAACUGGGUCCAGCUUUGAUGGUGUCUCUUCAACCGCCUUUUUCAUGUUAGAGGUGACCACAACUGCUGAUGCUCUCACGACUCCAACUAUCUGCAAACUGCCCCCCUAAUCUCAUUGGUGAGUCCUGAAUGAGAACACGUCCACUGGUCAUGAUGGACAUCUGUAAGUGAUUCCAACUGAUCCAGCUGGGAGCUCCAUGGGCACUAACACUGAGUUCUAACACACAGGCACUGGGACCUGGAGAGAAAACAUAUGUGAGAUUUGGAGAGACAACAUCUCUGAGGUUUAGAGAGACAGCAGCUCUGAGGUUUGGGGAGACCACUCUGACCAAUGUGGACAAGGUUGGAGAAGGGAGAGCACUAAGUAUCUGAUGUAAAGGUGAGUGGGGAAGGCAGACUAUCACACUUAAAGAGACUCUGGAGGGACCUGAUUGGUGGAACUAAGUCCACAUAAAAGUCCUGUGGAUCUGUUUGAAGCCAGGAGGAACCACCAGGGAGCAUAUUCAGGCUCUACUGGAGCUGGAGACCUUCCUCUGAUCUUUAUGAAGAUAUACUGACCACUUGGGACCUCACUCCGAUCUGUAUGAGGAGCUACAGUACACUGGAGACCUCACGCUACAGCAGGAUAUAGUGACCACUGGAGAUGUCCCACUGAUCCAUAUGAAGAUAUAGUGCCAACUGGAGAUGUUCCACUGAUCCUUAUGAAGAUAUAGUGCCAACUGGAGAGGUCCGUUGGUCUGUCUGUGGAUAUAGAGAGCGCUGGAGGUGGCUCUGAUUCCUGCAUGUUUAUAGUAACCAGUGAGGAAGGCCCAUUUUGGAUCAGAACCAUUGAUAUCUUGCUGAGGAAAGCUGCGUCUGUGCUGGGAACUGAAGGAUCUCUGUAUUUGAGGCGGUUGAUCUGCUGAUUCUCAGCCCUGAAAAUGGGCAUCAGGACUAUGUUGCUCCUCAUCAGCUGUUUAAUCUCUGUAAAUAUUUGGGGGGCUCACACCACAAACUUCCCCUCCCACAAUAACCUUUAUACAGGGGGAGCUGCCCCACAAACCCAAGUGAUGACUGUACAAGGGGUAACUCAGAAUAAACUUCGGGCAGCCAGCAGGCACAGGAACUGGUGCACAUAUGUGGUGACCCGGACUGUCAGCUGUUUGGUGGAGGAUGGAGCCGAGGCCUAUGUGAAGCCGGAAUAUCAACCCUGCACCUGGGGGCAGAUUCAGUGUCCACGUUCUGUCCUGUACCGCAGCUACAUGAAACCACGCUACAAAGUGGCUUACAAGACAGUGUCGGACAUGGAGUGGAAGUGCUGUCAUGGCUACUCUGGAGACAACUGUAUGGACGGCCCAACAGGAAUUGUGCAAAUAACUACCUCCAAGCCAAGGUCCAAGCCUGUGAGGCCAAACAUGUCUGGGUCCAGUGGUGGGAACUCACCGAGUGGCUCUAGAGGAGAAACUCCAGGGCAUGGGGACUCAGAAAAGGUGAAGCAGCUUGAAGACAAGGUCCAGCAGUUAAGCAAGGAGCUGCAGAGCUUGCAAUCCACCAUGCAAGGGCUGCAUGAGAAGUACCAAUCAGAGAUCCUACUGACUGUGGAGACUGCCCUGAAUGGGAAACAACUGUUAGAUUCAGUUCCAGGGCAGCCUGGCAUGAAGGAGACCCUUAAUCAUAUACAGAGGCAACUGACAGUGCUCGACAACAGAAUCACCUCUCAGGAGCUAGACAAUCUGAAUAAUAAAAACGAUAAACAUCCGGGUAUUACCAACAAUACAAUAACCCAGAAGCUUACAGACCUAAGGGUAGAUAUCCUGAAGGAAGUGGAGAGAAGGAUGCAACAGUCCUGCUCCGCUUGCCUAUCAGGGGUGGAAGGGUUCGGGAACCAGCAGAACGAGGACAGGGAUCGUAUAAGAGGCAUGGAGAAACUCAUCAACUCUAUAGAUCAAAGCAACAGAGAGGCCAUCCAAAGGAUGCAAGGGCAUAUGGUGGAGGUUUCCAAUCAGCUGCCCAAGGACUGCUGUGCUGAUGUUGCUGAUCUUCACAGAAAAGUUGAUGGCAUGGAAACGAAGGCCGAGACUCUCUCUGGUUCAGUCAUUGAGCUAACUGUGCGCAUGGACAACCAGUUGGGUGACAAUGUAGGAAACUCUAUAAAGGGUCAAAACCUGAACAACCGUCUAGAAUACAUAGAGGGCAGAAUGAACACCACUCAAAGAAGCCUAGAGGACCAAUAUUUUCAUUACAGGAAUGAUCUACAAAAUUACUUGCAAGAAGAAAUUCAGAAACUGAGGAUUGAUUUGGAAGACCGCAUUACUAAUAAUGAGGAAAAAAUAAAUAUUCUUCUGUCUGAACUGGUGAACAACUCAGCAGACUCAGUAGGUCAGACCAUGACCAACUUAGUACUGGAUAUAGAGUCCCUCAAGAACAUGCAGGGGAGGAACGAAGGGGUCCUUGAUGAUGUUGUCCAGGACAUGGAAAAUCUAAUGAAACAGGUAACAAACACAGCCAAGAGUUGUGCCGAUCAGUGCCGCAGCGGAAGUUCUGAGGUGAAGAACUCGGUCAAUGAAAUAGAGAAGAGAGUCAAGGCCAAUGAAGAUAAGAUUCGUUUAAUCACUUCUGAGAUCACAGACCUACAGCUGUCUGGAAACUCCCUACAAGACACCCUUACAGGCUUAGAGGAUGAGCUGACAGAUGUCAAGGCCUUAGUGGAUGCCAAUGCAGAGUCUCUGAUCAAAAUGUCUUCUGACGUGAGUGAAACAUACAGCAGAGAUAUUUCCCACUAUCAGAACAAGACCAAUGGAAAGAUGGUUGAUCUGGAAAACAGCAUAAAGUCCCUUACUAGGAUGAUACAGUUUGAUUACAAGAGUUGUGGGCAGGUAUGCUCCAAUCUGCAGGAGGAAGUUGGAAAACUAAAAGAGCAGGUGGCCGAAUGUACAGGCGUUUGCCAUCUUAUUCAGAAGAAAACAGAGGAGGGUAAAGAACAGUCUGGCUCCAGUAAGACUUUAGAUGGUUUUAGUGUGUUUGGAGGAAGCUCUAACGUCGAUCUUAAAUCAAUGCAAGGAGAGCUAUCUAACAUUAUUGUGUCAUUUAGCUCCAUAAACGAUACCAUUAAAGACCUUCAGGAGACAAUUGGGAAGCACCAUACAGACAUCCUUGAGUUGGGAACCACCAAAGACAAAAUAAUCACCAAGAUCAAUAAGAUCCAAGAAGAGGUUACGGAGCACCUAGGGGACAACACAGAGAAUUUUGCUAAUGUUCACAAAGAGAUUGAAAAGUUUCAGACCACUGUGUUGGAAGAGACACAAGAUUGUCGACAGUCUGCCAGCGGCCUGGAGGACAGAGUCUCCAAGCUGGAGAACAUCUGUGUGAAGCUUGAUACAGUAGCAGGGAGCUUGCACAAGAUAAAGGAAAACCUAAACAAACAUGUAUCUGGGCUGUGGAACUGUGUUCAGGAGGUCAAUAGCACCUUGCGCACUCACAGCUCUUGGUUUGAGAAACUCCACAACAGCCAACUGAAUGGAAUCCACAAGAGGAUCAACACGCUGAACAGCUCUAUGUUGGUUCUGUCCACUGAGUUCCAGAACUUCACUCUCCAAGACUUUAUGGGACUCCCUGGACUUCCUGGGCCUCCUGGUCCUCAGGGAAAACAAGGAGUUUCAGGUCCACAAGGUCCUCCUGGACCCCCAGGAAAAGAUGGUGCCCAAGGCAAACAAGGCCCAGUGGGACCCCCAGGCCUGCGAGGAGAACAAGGUCAAAUAGGGGAGUCAGCCAGUGUCCCACACAUUGCCUUCUCUGCUGCACUUACCUACCCACAACUGGAUCCUGGAACCAUUGUCUUUGAUAAGGUCCUGGUAAAUGAUGGCGACGCUUAUGAUCCGGCUACUGGUAUCUUCACAGCUCCGCUGAACGGCCGUUACUUUAUCAGCUGCAUCCUGACUGGGUACCAGAAUGAGAAGCUGGAAGCGGUGCUGUCCAAGUCCAACUUUGGCAUUGCCCGUACAGAUUCAGCAGGGUAUGAGCCAGAGGGCCUGGAGAAACCCCUUGUGGAGAACAAGACCACCCCUGGGUCAUUAGGGAUCUUCAAUAUCAUUCUACAGCUGAAUGCCGGAGACACUGUCUGUAUAGACUUGGUCAUGGGCAGAGUGGGGAAUUCAGGUGAACCCCUGACUGUAUUCAGUGGCAUCUUACUCUACGAGGAAGAGGAGUUCUAACACAUGAGACCAUAUAGGCUGGUACCUUCUCCUUUGCUAGAGGGGAUGGCACAAGGAGCCAUUGAUACCAUCACUGAGUGACAGGGACGGGGGGGGGGGGUCCCAAAGAGAAAUGCUGCCCUUUGUAAAUGGCUUUUUACCCCCAGUGUUUUUAAUUUGAAUUUUCUUAUAUCAGUGAGAACAAAGAAAGCCAGAAUGUUCUAUGGGGGAGGGAAACACAGUAACAGGGGAAUAGGAAGUGCCUACUCACACAUAUCGGCAUCCUAUGGCACAUUGGGUAGAUAAAUGGGGGAGGUGGGGGUGGGUAGCAGAAAAGCAAUGUUUUAGGGUAACUUAUCAGUGUUGAGUGCUUGGCACAUGCAUUCACAGCCUGGCUGAUAUACAUCACUGCUUCUCUGCUUUGCCCAUGGGGCUUCCAAAGACUCUGAGAUGGAGGUACCCAAUGCCCAACACAAUGGGCACUGAGAAGUGGGGCUGAGGACAUAGCACCCAUUUACUGUAUGGAAUUUCUUCUGGACUGAUCACAGAUCUGCAGACAGAACACAAGUGGGCCAAGCACAGGAAAUAACAGAGCCACCCGGUGUACUGGGUCCGUGUUUUGGAUUUGAUGGGUGCUCAUUUGAUGUAAAAAGAGAUAACAUCAUCCAGAAAGAAUCCAAGUUCCCCACACCAGCCACCCAUCAAGAGCCACCCAUGACUUGUGAGAGUUUAGGGGAAAGAGCACAUAAAGCAUAACUGCUUCACCAGAAUAUUCUUUUAUUAAAAAAACUAAAUCCUUCAAUGUCCGCUAAUAAAGAUCCAAAGUUC